AUGGCUAACAGUGUCCCUAGGCUGGCCCUCGCCGAAGCUCGACUAGUGGUUGCAAAGCUUCUGUGGAACUUCGAUAUUGAGCUUGACGGAGAUCACAAGACCUGGGUGGAGGACGCGCGGUUCUACAUCCUCUGGCAGUUGCAGCCAUUGAAUGUCAAGCUCACUUCCGUGAAACGAUAA
Molecule: messenger RNA, 180 nt
Organism: Exophiala aquamarina CBS 119918
Lineage: Eukaryota; Fungi; Ascomycota; Eurotiomycetes; Chaetothyriales; Herpotrichiellaceae
Exons: 2
Coding region: 1-180 (59 amino acids)
Molecular function (GO): heme binding; monooxygenase activity; iron ion binding
Source: RefSeq, a predicted model, not a curated record